AUGGUCAUUGAUGACAGCUAUACUGGGAGCAAUGGUGUCAGCUUCCUUCUCUUUCAAGCUGUAGCCUUCGCAGCCACGGCAUUUGAAAGUCCUGAAUCACUAGCAAUUGACGGGUUCAGAAAUCGACGAGAAGCUCGUAAGACUCGAUUUGAACGAGCUAAGAUGCUUUACAUAUUUGGUUGCGAGGAGGAUCGUGUGACAAUCCUACAGACGAUUCUGUUGUUGACAUACUGGGAUGAUACUAGUGCUGAUGGAACCCAUGAUGCAUGGCAUUUUGUCAGGGAGGCUAAGGCAAUUCUAAGAUCUAUCCAACUGAAGCCGACAGAUUCUGAAAUCGAGCUCUUUCAACAACGACCAGGACUGUGGAGGCGAAUUUACUGGUCACUCUACAUGAGAGAUCGACUGGUUGCGAUCGCCAUGCGCCGUCCAGUUCAACUCGGCGAAAACGAGUUUGAAGUUGAUAUGUUGAAACCAUCCGAUCUUUACAUAGGCCCAUUGUCGACCAAGUGCUGUCUCGGAAGUGAUGGUGGCCACCCUGCAAUUAGAGAUCCAUCGGUGCGCUCGCUGUUAUCUCAGAUCACUAUUCUUCUCGUCCAUUGCUGCAGAUGUAUUGGACGUGUUUUGUCCUGUCGAUAUACCAGCUCUCGGAUACAAAAUGGUUUAAACUCCUCAAGUCUUGAGUCGCUUGUUCCCAGAUCUCCUCCUCCAACCGGUGCAGAAGUAUUACUGCGGGACAGCGAGCUCGAAGAAUGGCACCGAUCCUUACCUGAGGCUCUAUGCUGGUCCUCUUCCAGUCCACUUCACCAUAUAAGCAAGCACGGGCACGUGAUUCUUCUUUUUAGAGCAAUGCUGAAUGGUCUGUACGGUCUUACAAGCAUUGCCCUUCACAGGCCACAUAUAUCCCGACCCGUAUCGUGGCAUUCUAAAAUGGCCGAGCUAUCAAAACGUCGUGUUCAUGAUUCCGCCACCACUAUCGCACGUAUAUACGAUUUCUGUAUACUCAAAGACUCAGCUCCCUUGUUUUCAGAUAGCCAGGUUGCAAUUCUUGAAAGUUCCAUUGUCACACAUCUCGGUGAUCUCCAAUCUUCUCGCUCCUCUACUCAGCAGUCGGCGAUUGAUCACUUUCAGACCUGCGCCCGGGCUUUGCAGCAUCUCAGCAAUACCUACCCAUCUGCUGAUGUGACCCUUACAUUUGUCGACGCGGCUGUUCGAAACACGGAAACUGGAAGUUUGAGGGCUACUACUUCUAUUGAAAUGGAUUCCUGUAACGAUAAACCCGAUAAGAUGCACGGAAAGUUCAUAGAAACUACAAGCGGCGAUGAGACACUCGACCGGGGUUCGGAGCCAACGAUAUCGCAACAACUCGACAGUCUGCAAUUAUCGCAAACGAGCGAGCUUCUUUGCUCCCAUUUUAUGAUGACGUCUUUCGAAAAAGAUUUGUUACAAGAUUUACUAUCGUCAGGAGAAGAAUCAUAUGCUACUAUGGACGAUUCCGAUUCAAGUGCUUGGCAGGAUUCACAGAGCCCCCUAGAGAUCCCAUCUACUCAGGUGUCCACACUGCCAGCCAGCUUGAGUUUGGGGUCCCCACCAGCACACAAUGUGGAGGAAACUGAAGACCCUCUCAGCUGGGACUUCGAGGUCGAUGAAUUGGUAUCACAGCCGCUCUUGGUUGGCGGUGGAUUUGAAUCCCAGUUCAAAGACAAAAACCAGCCUUUUGACGACUCGUCUUUCUUCCAAAUGAUGUCUCAAUAUUGUAUGGAGUGA
Molecule: messenger RNA, 1764 nt
Organism: Penicillium cosmopolitanum
Lineage: Eukaryota; Fungi; Ascomycota; Eurotiomycetes; Eurotiales; Aspergillaceae
Product: fungal specific transcription factor domain-containing protein
Exons: 1
Coding region: 1-1764 (587 amino acids)
Biological process (GO): DNA-templated transcription
Molecular function (GO): DNA binding; zinc ion binding
Source: RefSeq, a predicted model, not a curated record